Coffea arabica (coffee) is the source of this 1003-nucleotide messenger RNA. RefSeq lists its product as uncharacterized. NCBI's taxonomy places the organism in Eukaryota, Viridiplantae, Streptophyta, Magnoliopsida, Gentianales, Rubiaceae. The record is from RefSeq and is a predicted model, not a curated record.
AUUAAUCUACAGAGUUUUCCUCGCCUUUUUUUUUCAAAUUCUUAAACUAGAGUAAUUUCGCCCGCCCAAACCGCCACAUUACUUGUGUUUUUGAACUAUAGCAGUUGGAGUACUUGACUUCCGUUUUGGUUUCUUCUUCCCAUUAUUCAUUUUGUCCUCUUCUUAGCUCUAAUCUUCAGUCUUGAAGCUACAUCUCAAAACCCUAAUAAAAAAUUCAGAAACUUUGCUUCCAAAUUUGAAUCCAUCCCACAUUUUCUCCUCCCAAAUCUACCAUGGCUACCUCCGAUUCCAAUCCUUCUGCCGCCACAGCUCCCACCCCCUCUCCUGCCGUCCCUCUCUCCGCGAAGAAAGAAAAUGUACCCGUUACUCCUAAGCUUGCGGAAUUGAAUGAAUCGAGGCAAGAGCUGCUCAACAGAAUUCAGAAUUUGAAACAGGAUCUACAAAGUUGGAGGUCUAAGUUGGACACUCAGGUUAAGGUCUACCGUGAUGAGCUUUUAGAACUCAAGAAAUCCCUCAAUGUUGAAGUAGAUCAGCUUCGAUCAGAAUUUCAAGGUUUGAGGACUACUCUGCGGCAGCAACAGGAGGAUGUUACUGCCAGCUUAAAAAACCUUGGGCUUCAGGAUGUUCCUGUGGAAAAUAAAGAGACUGUUGCUCCUAAGAUUGAAGUCAAGGAUGAAAAAGAUCAGGAUUUACCCAAGGAGGAAAAUAAGGAAGAGGUUAAUAGCUAGAUUAUGUUCGGCAUCAUCAUGUCUGUUUCUGAGCUUAUUAGCUCAGACGUGUGAACGCUUGAGUGGCAACUAGUUAUAUUGUCAGGAAGGGUUUCCAGUCAGUUUGUCUAGAAAUUGGUGAAGCUCUCCUCAGAAGUACUUAAAUCCAAUGAACAUACGUCUAGCUGCCUCUCUAGCUAGGCUGUUGUAAUUUGUAUUAUUUUCCCUAUCCAUGUACGAAAUCCUUCAUCAACAAACUAAUAUAUCUCUGAAAGAAAUCGAUUCUAAUUUACUAA